Molecule: messenger RNA, 3336 nt
Organism: Actinia tenebrosa (Australian red waratah sea anemone)
Lineage: Eukaryota; Metazoa; Cnidaria; Anthozoa; Actiniaria; Actiniidae
Biological process (GO): protein ubiquitination
Cellular component (GO): cytoplasm
Molecular function (GO): ubiquitin-protein transferase activity; zinc ion binding
Source: RefSeq, a predicted model, not a curated record
GAGGAAAAGAUUUUAUUUGCAUUUUUGUGUGCCCAAAUGUACACUAUCCAGUACCCAAGCAUUUUCCCGCCAAAAGUAACGCGCGCGUUUGUGCGUGGCUUGCCUGGACACCAGAAGCCAUUCACUCGUCUUCCGAUUCCCUUUCUUUAUGUAUGUAUUCUAUCAAGAAGAAAAGGGGUUUUAUCGAUCAAAAGCUCUAUUUGAACUCAUUAAUGUCGUUCUAGGAACAGCACAGAAUUCAGUAAAACGUGAGUAUGUAAAUAUUCCAAGAUAUUGAAGGUUUUUAUUGCGAAAUGCAAGUAGUUUUGACAUUAUAAAGAUACAAGAUAUUGAACUCAACCUUAACCAUCAAUUAAGCUUACAUUUAAAUAUGAGGCUCAUCUUAUAAAUUGUGAUGCAUCGAUUUUGCACCAAUACCAUCCUUGAUAACCUAUGCUAAAUAUAAGUCACACUGGCUUCGGGACUGGCAAGAAUCAAGCUUUUUCUUCAGCUUGUUCACACUUAGAUCGUUUCAGAUCGGACCAAUUUUGACUCGAUUCAAUUUAAACCUUGUACGCUCACACUACAUUCGGUUCAGAUCGAUCGCGAUCGCUUCCGAUCGAUUCAAUCGUUCACAUUUGUUAACAUCUUGUUUUGCUGGCCAGCGGCAGUACACGUAAUUUUACAGCGUUUCCAUGGUAACUCCUAAGGCUUUAAGUUACAAAUGGCCGACUGUCAAGGUUUUGAAUUUAUAUCUUUGCUAUCUUUGGUGAAUUUGUGCAUCUUUAUCAGGUUAAAGAGGCUAAAAGAAAAAUCUCGUCGCAGAAUUGAACUUAAAAGGAAACGGCUACACAGGAAACAGAAAAUAUACAAGCGCAUUUUAAAGAUUCGCGCUGGCGUGCAAACCCGAGGUUUGCUAGUGAGACAAAGCAUUGUAAGUUGUUGUUUCAAUUCACGUUCAACUUGGGUAUUUAAACGGAAUACAGAUGUUUGGCAGGAUGCUAUUACAACAUGGACUGCGAAGGACUGGCAUGACAAUAUUAGGAUGUCGCAGCAAACAUUUUGGCAUGUCUGUGAUAUGGUGAGGGAAAGGAUAGAGAAAAGGACCACUCGAUUCCGUGCGGUCAAAAGUCCUGGAGAUAGAUCGAUUUAUUUUGAGUCGAUUUAAAUCGUCGUUCGCAUUGCUAGUAGUUAGAUCGGUUUGAUAAAGAUCGAUCUAAAGUAAACUACCUCUCGAGAUGGUCUAGUUUGGAUCGUUUGUGAUCGAUCUAAAUGCAAGUGUAAACAAUAAGAAUCGUGAGCGAACGAUCUGAAUCGAUCUAACUGACCCUAGAGUGAACAAGCUCCUUGUCUAUCGGUGCUGAUCCGGAUCGAAGCAAAAAUUAAAAAGAUCCGAUUUCAAAACGACUUUCAAAAGCGUAAAUAACCAAUAUCAAACCUUAAAAUAUACUUAAUAGUAACGAUUUAAGGUUUUAUGUUUUAAUCUGAAAAUAUGGCCGUGGAAGAAGCUACAGAAAGACGAAAUUAUCAGGGUCUAGGAUAAAUAAAGAUGGCGGUUUUAGGUAGCCUUGGGACGAUCAUAAGCUUUGUUGGUUCGUAUAAACAAGCGAUAAUUCUUUGGGAUCAUGGUACUCAUUUGUAGUACAGGGCUGGUUUUAAGGAUGGUUUGACCUGCCGAUUCUAAUCAGGACUCUGCACCAUUAGGAUAAAUGUGGAAACACAUUGAAUGCCAUAUUGCGGAGCAAGCUUCCAUCUUCUCCGAGAUCAUUGGUUCUUGUGAAAGGAGUACCAUAUUAGACCCAACCCUGUGCAGCAAGGAAGGUCUAAAAACUUGUUACAUUUGGCCYGUAUCAAAAACGACACUCAGGCAUUAAAGGAGCUAGUUAGAAAAUACCCUUGGUUACUGAGAAUAUACAUAACACCCAGAAGCAUCAGGUAUUCCUUGAAUAUGGCUGUCUUGAACAACGAAUGAGUUGGUGUAAAAUUCAGAGGCUUUCAGUGCAAUGGCUGUCAAGAGGCGGAUAUCGCUGGAAUGCGAUGGCACUGUGCAGUAUGUUCUAACUAUGAGUUAUGCACUUCGUGUUACAUGAAUGAUGUGCAUGAUAGGAACCACCACUUUGUACGGUUCAAUAAUCCUAGUGAUAGUUACAAUGGCAUCGAGGUUGGAGAGCGUUCCACGUCUUUCAAAAUCCAAUCAAGAGGAAUAUUCCCUGGUGCAAAAGUGCGAACAAAAAAAGACAUGAAAUGCUCAUGGACCUCGCCAGUCUUAAUUGGUGGCCAGGUGGUGAAUCUGAUCACAUGGGAUGGCAUACCAAGAAGUACGGUACUUGUAAGGUGGGGAGAGGUUGGUGAGCAGAUACUUCGGCUUGGUUAUGAAGGAGAAGUUGAUUUGGAGGUGAUUCAGUUCGCACGUGGCCCUGAUUUUUACCCCAAUCACCUACCCAUGGUGUCUGUUGGUGCACAUCUAAGGUUGAUCAGUAAGAUCAUAAGCUAUGACAAAAUCUCAAGUGAAGAAAUAACGGACGAGGCGGAGAAUGCAAUCAAUUACUUGGAUGACUUACUGUCCACGUGUGAUGUUCAAAGCAAUGCUAUGCUAUGCAAAGUCAAAAGAGAUAUACAGGAAAUGCAGCUUGCAUUUGAAAAAUCUGCGAACAUCCAAAAACCGGCAUCAGUGUCUUCUAAGCAAGAGAAUGAAAAAACCGAGUGUCCUCCUUGCGAAGACAUGAAAGAUUCUCAAUCCAGUUCAACGUCAGAUGUUGCCUUGGAAAACAAUUCGUUUCAAAAUGACAAUCAUUCUUCGGUGUGCACUGACACAAUAGACGGUGGCAACGUCGAUAAUGCAAGGGUUCAUCACUUAGUCAGAAAAUUUUCACCUGAUGGUGAUCAACAAGAAGGUCCAAUCCCUGAAAAUGAACGAAAGGAGUACGAAGUUUCAGAAGCACGGCGACAUGUUUCCUGGAUUAUACGCAAAUUUGAAAAAAUGACAUCAUAUGACAUGCCCAAUUUCGACAAAAAGCCAAUGGAACGUCCUCUGUACGUCAACAAUAAGGUUCCUGCUGUAUCCCCCCAAAAUAAGAAUGUCCCCAACAAGAGUUCUACCUUAACCUCCCAAUAUGAGAAGCAAGCCACUGAUGAUAUGGGCACAACUUUUUUGGAAGAAAAGCCCAAGAAGGAAAAUUCUGAAUUUGAAGCCAAGGAUGACAUCAGUGCUGAUGCAAAAUAUGUCAACCGUCUUGUACGCCGUUUCGAAGAAAUAGAGUAAAAACCGACAGGUUUUACUAUUGCUUCGCUUUAUGCUAAACCAUGCAUUUUAAUAAUGAUGAAAAGGUAAAUUAUACACCGUGAAAAGAUGAAAAA